GAAGUUACACAAACACAAACACUGAAAUUAUAUCAAGUCUCCAUCUCUGGAAACAGAGUAAAGCUGACAUGCCCUGAGGAUACUGUAUCUGAGGAAAUAACUUGGAAAAAAGAUGGUAUAAAAAUGCCCCAUUAUGACAACCCACUGUUACUGGAGGAUUUUUCAGAAAUAGAGAACAGCGGUUAUUAUACCUGCUCAAAGGACGAGAAUCAUAGGCUCUACCUGAAAGCAAGAGUGUGUGAGAACUGCGUGGAGGCAGAUCUGAUGGUGGUGGCCACAAUCAUCGUAGUGGACAUCUGUGUCACUUUGGGCUUGCUGCUGCUGGUGUAUUACUGGAGCAAGAGCAGAAAGGCCAAGGCCAUGCCUGUGACGAGAGGAGCGGGUGCUGGCAGCAGGCCCAGGGGACAAAACAGGCAGAGGCCACCACCUGUACCCAACCCAGACUAUGAGCCCAUCCGGAAAGGCCAGCGGGACCUGUAUGCUGGCCUAAAUCAGAGAGGCAUCUGACAGCUCCUGAAGACACUGUCUCCCACUGACCCAGGUCUGGCUCCUCUCCAGGACUGCUACUCUCUGUUCCCUGGGCAAAUCUUGGACACCACAGGAGAACUGUUCCUCUGCCUUGUGGGGAACUCACACCCUCAGCCUUGUCCCCAGCGGCCUCCUUCCUGCCUUCUCUCCUGGACCCCAUCCAAGGAUAUUGCUGCCUCAUUAUCCUUUGAAACAUCAUCACUACUCACCCCUCACACCUGGCCUGCCCUCUUAUCAGGAUAUUUAUUUCUGUUCUUCACAUACCCCCAUUCCUUCCUGCCCUGUUGGCUGUUACUUCUCCCUUUGGCUCCCUCCUUCUCCUGCAUAGAAGUUGCCCCAUCCCUAACUAUUCCAUCUACAUUUCCUUGUUUCUAGCUCUCUUUGGCGACCCUCUGUGGGAAUGGACUGGGUAAAUGCUGGCAGAGGUCCUGCCCUGUUCACAGACCCUGGCCCAGAUCUAGUCCUGUGCCCCUUCCCUCCCUGUCUCCACAGCAGGCCCCUAGACGGUCAUUUGCAGCUCCAUGA
Messenger RNA from Balaenoptera acutorostrata (minke whale), 1053 nucleotides. Its product is annotated as T-cell surface glycoprotein CD3 epsilon chain. The annotation marks the transcript as partial. The record is from RefSeq and is a predicted model, not a curated record. Gene Ontology annotation, biological process: cell surface receptor signaling pathway; positive thymic T cell selection. NCBI's taxonomy places the organism in Eukaryota, Metazoa, Chordata, Mammalia, Artiodactyla, Balaenopteridae. The transcript is spliced from 5 exons. Gene Ontology annotation, molecular function: transmembrane signaling receptor activity. Gene Ontology annotation, cellular component: membrane; alpha-beta T cell receptor complex; external side of plasma membrane.